Molecule: messenger RNA, 5688 nt
Organism: Adineta ricciae
Lineage: Eukaryota; Metazoa; Rotifera; Eurotatoria; Adinetida; Adinetidae
Source: the annotation of a GenBank genome assembly
AUGAACAACCAAAUAGAAACUUUUCUUCACUAUUUACUGGAUACGGAAACAACGUCCGAGAUGAUGUUUUAUGAGAAUAUUUCGAAAUCUCCCGAUUUAUUCCAUGUACGUUAUCUUAAGGACUGGGAACAAACGGUUUUACGUACAAUACAACAGGUGCAUCGGUUUGCCAGUGUAUCUACAUCAAGCCAUGUCGAUAACGGGCAGAAUUCUAAAGAAUUAACAAUGACGUCUUCAUCUGAAGAAGAUGACGAUGAUGAUGAUGAUGAUUCUGACGAAAAACAAAAUAAUAAUCAAAACAAAUCUUCAUCGAAUGGAAAUAGUUAUUCAUCGAAUAAAGCAACGGAUUUUUAUGUCGAUACUGUUCGUCAAUGCCAACGAUUGCUUCGUCUCUUACAUUAUUGUCAACAAAAAUAUCCACAUUUUAUUAGUCUUUACUAUGAUUCACUCGAACAGUAUCGAAGAAGCGACAUUGAAAAAAUUGGCCUGGUCGUUUUACAACAAAUUGCUACUCAUCUCUUCGAAGGAGCGAAAACACCGAAUGAACAGGAACAGUUAACUGAAAAACUAUCUUUAAUGACUCGUCUAUCCUAUCAACCUAUCUUAGCAACAAUUCAAUCGCUCUUAUCAAGCGAUACCAAUGAAAUCAAUACCACGAAUUUCCUGUCCAAGCAUCUUGAUAUUCUCUAUCCUCGUCAAGCUGCUUUUCUUGAUGUUCGUCAAGAAUUUCGUGACACAGCUCAAUAUCUAAUCGAUGGUGAUUCACUGCUCUUAUCUAUGGCGCAUCAUACAAACAUCCAUCUAAACUCAUCGUUCGGGAAUACAUUGCAUUUGAUAUUUCUCAUCGAACGAUUCCUUCAUACGCUCUUUCAACAAUCGCACAAGUGCAAUUACACUCUAGUCUUUUUCGAAUGCCAUUAUCACUGUUAUCGUGAAGAUAGUCCAAUACUUAAUCUACUUCGCGCAUGUUUAAUCGCUCAUCUUUCGGAAAAUGUGGAAAAAAUAGGAAAAAUCAAAAUCAAACGGUUCGUUUCUUGGUAUGAUGAUCGUGAUUACUUGCAAUUCAUUCGUGAAGAAAGACCCUUAUUUGUAUUCUACCAUGACAUGUCAACAUUUGAUCGAGAGAAUGAUAGUCUCUUUUCGAAAGAUGUUUUAGCAAAAUUACUUUGUAUCUAUCAUUGUUUCGGCAACUAUCAUCAGUAUGCUGUGCAAUGUCAACUUUAUUUAAUGAACAAAUUCAUAUUAACAGAAACAAGCGUGAAAUGUUUUCAAAUUCAGUUUGAUCGGGAUUGUCCAAAGAAAUUAUUUGAUACAGUCAUGGCGAUAACGUCGUUUGAAAUUAACAUCAAUACUUACACCGGAGAACAAAAACGACAGGAACUUGAAAAUUUAUGCGAAGAUGAUGUUCGACUCUAUUUGUAUUUGCAAACAAUCAUUGACCUCAACGAGAAAACGAACCAGGAAUCAUUUCUUUCAUCACUCAAUCCGCUAUUAAUUCUCCACGUCGCACUUCUCAUUCGUCUUUCUCUACUCGAUCGACAUUUACCAUUGUCUAUCCCAUCGAUCGAAACUCAUACGAGAUUUUCUCAAUCUAUUCGUGAAUUUCAACAACGCUUGGCAUUCAAUCUGUCUGCAUGUACAUCAAAAUGUUCCCAAUCGAAAAUUGCUGAUCUUUUCGAUGGUCGUCUCUUCCUUUUUACCCUCUAUCACAUUCAUCAAUCAGCGACUGCACGACUCGACUCAAGAACAAAUCAAAUUCUUCAACGAUCCCUAGAAAUCUUGCGCAUUCCAUUCAGUGAAACUCUCUUUCAAGAUACAAUCAAUCAAUUAGUUCAAUCGAAUUAUAUCAAUUUCUCUGUUCAACCAAUCAAUGACAAGCAGACGAAAACUUCGGUUAAGCAAAGAGUUCUGAAAAUCUCAAAUCCAUUUGUCGAUGCGUAUCUUAAACCACUAUCCGCUUUGAAUGGUAACACUGUAGCAUUCGAUUUGAUUCCGGCAGAGGAUAGAUAUAUACUACAAUGUCGAGGUAAACACUCUUGGGAAACGUACAAAGAAACUGGUGACGAAAUCGAUCGUAUACGUGAUAAUGACAGUGCACAUAGCAAAUCAACUAAUCAUCGAUUUCGAACUAAACAUGUACAAAAACUAUACGAUUAUUUCGAUUUAUAUGGUAAAUCGUUGGCUACGCGCGAUGUCAGAGAUCAUCAAUAUCGUAUCAUUCUUCCAACUGCUUCAACACCUGCACAACAGCAAAUCGAAAAUACCACUGAUCGAGCAGAGGCUGCCGCGUCAGCUGGGAAGAAGAAACAGCAACAUAAGAACCAACCGAAAAAAGCUCAACCGACAAAAGCCGAGAAAAUCAUCGAACAAAAUACGAAAAGAUUACUAGAUAAGCGUACGGACGACGAAGCUGAAAAAGUUAAGAAUGUCGAAGCACAAUUGAAACAAUUCAAAAGCGAUGACUACGUUGGUGCCAUCAAUUUAAUUGAUGGAAGUUUAGAGAAUUUCGAAACUACGACCAAACGUCUGGAAAUUUUGAAGAAGAAAUUCGAUCUACAGCGAAAAUUCUUACGUACGUUUAGGAAGAAAACGAAUCUAACAAAUGAAGAAAGAUCACAUUUUGAAUUAUUGCAAAUUGGCUUCUUCGCAACAUUGUGUGAAAUGACACAUUUAGAAAACCUUGCUAAUGCAUUUGAUGUAAAUAAGAAGUUCAUGGAAGAAUUAGUGAAUGAGAGUCCAUUAGAAGCAGAAAAAUGGUAUCGAUUUCAAAUGGAAAAGAUCAAUAGCCGAUUGCCACGACGUGAACAAGGCGAGCCCGAUCAAAGAUUACCGGAUUUUAUACCGGACCCAUGGCAAGUGAAGUUUUUAGAUGCAGUUGAUAAACAGCAAUCGAUCAUCAUCGUUGCACCGACUGCUUCCGGUAAGACUUAUGCAUCGUAUUAUGCGAUGGGCAAGGUUCUCAAAGACAAGGAUGAUACCACUGGUCUCUGCGUGUAUGUAGCGCCAACGAAAGCAUUGAUCAAUCAAGUAGCAGGAACUAUUCAAAUGAAGUUUGGUCCUGUCUUUGGUAUAUUUACGAAAGAGUUUCGUAUGAAUACACAAGCGUGCCGAAUUCUAAUCACAAUUCCUGAAAGUCUCGAAAUGCUUCUCCUUUCUGCGAGUUAUCAACGAAGAUGUCAAAAAAUUCGGUAUUGUAUUUUCGAUGAAAUUCAUUGUAUGUCUGACGAUACGAAUUCCGAUGUUUGGGAACGAACUAUGCUACUCAUCAAUUGUCCGAUGAUCGGUCUAUCUGCAACAGUCAAUAAUGGUGAAGUCCUAAGAGAAUGGAUCACAUAUGUCGAAGAAAAGCGAGCAAAAUUAUUCAACACUACUAAACCUCUUCCAGUAUGUUACAUUUCCCACCAUGAACGUCUAGCUGAUUUGAAUAAAUACCUUUACUCGAAUCGGCAACUCUAUCCAUUGCAUCCGGUUAGUCUUAUGAAUGCCAAACAGCUGACAACCCGAGGUUUACCCGACGAUUUUUCUCUCUCACCAUGUGAAACUCUUCGGCUGACUGAUGCGGUACAACAGACCAAUGUUCAAGCAGAACCAGUUCCCACAUUGACGGAACACUUUUCUCCUGGCUGGAUUGCUGAACGAAAUCGCUGCAAUGAAUAUUCACAACUCGUCUGUAGACAAUUUCGACAAUUGAUUGAUACGAAACAAGCUUCAACCAUUGAUUCUAUAUCUACAUCGCUUAAUCCCACAACAUCGAAUCAAAUCUCAUAUCCUGAAGUGAAACCUAUUUCAUCAUUAAUCGGAGAGUUUGUCUUAACAUUGAAGGAGAAGAGUCUUCUUCCAUGUAUCGUUUUCACUGAUAGUCGAGCAUUGUGUGAAGAACUGUCCGAAUGUGUUGCUGUAUAUUUCGAAGAAUUAGAAAAGGAAUUACGGCAAACAAAAUACAAACAUCAAAUCGAAGCUUUGGAGAAACGUCGUGCACUUAUUGAGAAGGUGCAAAAAACAGCUAAAGCAAAACAAGCGAGUAAAAGUGCGAGUAAACGUGGAAACGAUGACGAAGAUCAAGGUGACAAGCCAGAUGAGCUGAAAAAAAUGGAAGAAGAAGAUCAACUUCAAUUUCGUUUAUCGGGCCUUGAACAAGAGCUAUUGGAUGGAGUUGUCGAGGAAGGUACAUUAGCGAAUCGAUUUCAUUGCGAUCGAGACCUUGUCGAAGAAUUAACGGAACGAGUAUCAACAAGUAAUCCGAAAUUAAUUCGAUAUAUGAAGCGUGGUGUUGCCUAUCAUCAUGAGCAAUUGAAUAAUCGAACUCGUUUAUCUGUGGAAGGUUUGUUUCGACAUCGAUACGUUCAAAUAGUCUUUUCCACAUGGACACUUGCUUUGGGUGUUCACAUGCCAACGAAAACUGUCGCUUUCAUCAAAGAUUCUAUUCAACUCGAUGCCUUGCAGUAUCGACAGUCAUCCGGUCGUGCUGGCCGUCGUGGUUUCGAUGUACAAGGAAACAUCAUUUUCAUCGAUAUUCCCAUCCCCAAGAUUCGCCAUUUAACUAUUUCAGCGAUUCCUGAUAUUCAAACACGUAAUCCAAUCAGUGUGACAUUCCUUAUGCGUCUACUCCAUUUAUAUUCAAACGCUGAAGAUAAAAAAGAUGCUAACAAUCGAUCUCUCGUUGCUCUUCAAUGUCCUUUCAGUGGUCAAACAUCCCAUGCACAAGAAAUAUUCGCUAUGCGAAAUCGUUUUCAUUGUUUACACACGCUCGACUUUCUCUAUCGUUUGAAUUUAAUUAACGAACAAGGUGAUUUAAUUGGUCUGGCUGGAUUCCUAAAGCAUCUCUAUCAUGUCGAGCCAGCGGAUAUUCUAUUUAUUCAUCUGUUAGAUACACAACUAUUUCACCAAGUGCAUGACGAAGAAGAAAUUGUCAAUCUUUUAGCUCAGCUGUUUACAAACAUGCCUUCAUUGACGGUUCGUCAACAUUCGAAUGAAACUUCUACAACAAAUCGACAAACAUCGCGCAAUCCAACACAUACACUUCGAUCACUUUCAGCUGAUAUCCGUCAACGUAUUCAAUCAUACAAUUGCUUAGUAAAAGAUAUCUAUGGAUCAUACAUUGAAAAUGUUAACAAGUAUAUGCGCUCAUUGAAUACCAAUCAAGAAUGCAUCUUACCAUUGUCAAGCAUCGAAUUUCUUCCAUCAUCUGACUAUGAUAACGGAACAUUCGAAUACAAUCUUCAUCAUCAUCACUCGCAACAGUCGCAAAACCCAUCUAUAUCCCCAUUCGUUGGUCCAUCUGGUCUAACUCAUCAGCAAUACAUAUCAAAUUAUAAUCCAACAGUCGCUUCAUGGGACCUUGCUUAUAAUCUCGAUCUAUCACCACGUAUUGUUCCAUUCGUUGAUAUCGAUGCGCAUGAUCAUACAAAUGCGAGUUAUUAUUUGAAUAGUUAUGUAACAGAUUAUUUUCGACAUGGUUCAGAAAAAGUUUUGCAUUCAGAGAACAAUUUGUCACGAGGACAAAUUUAUGCUUUAUUGUUCGAUUUUGGUAAAGUGUUAACAUCUAUCAAGAUGUCACUAGAAGAAAUUCUUGCUGCUGAACCGAAAAUUGACUCAAAUCGUGACCUGGGAUUUUUCAAACCCUUACACAAAAAGCUGCACACUAUCGAAGAGAUGUUCUCUGGAAAAUUUCACAGAGAUUAUAAAUAA